Molecule: messenger RNA, 1740 nt
Organism: Ectocarpus siliculosus
Lineage: Eukaryota; Phaeophyceae; Ectocarpales; Ectocarpaceae
Source: the annotation of a GenBank genome assembly
AUGUGGAGGGCUUUGCUCCGCGUCGCUCUGCUCCACCUCGACGCCGCGAGGAGAAGAAGAGAAGCGCCCGCGGCGGCGCUAGCGAGCCCGACAACGGCAGCAGCGGCGGCGGCGGCGGACGCUCCCGGGAGACCGGAAACAAUCCCGAACACGCCUGCUGCGGCAGCGACCAGAUCACCCGCUGGAGGAUCGUUCUCUGGACCGGUGCCGGUGCCGGUCUCGGCAGCUGCACCGCCGAGGUCGAAGCACGACGGCGCGAGAUAUAGGGGGCGGAUUCCGGUUGGGGGGGGGGGGGGUGAGGGGGCGGCCUCGCCAAGGCUGGGGGCGUCCGCAGAGGUGCCCUUGCCCGUGGCGAUGGAAACGUGCGGGCAUCUGCUGCCGAUGUGGGGAUACAGGAGGAAGGCUUUCAUCGAAGGAAUCAAGGCUUGCGAUGUGCUACAGACACGAGAGGUGUUGCUGGCGCUCUCUUGGAUGAUGGCGAAGGCAAAAGUCUUUCCGGCCUUCGAGCAGGCUCGCCUCGUCUCGCCCCUACCGACGACGACGCCCGCCACCAACCCAACACCCCCGCACGGCGAGAAUGUAUCGGCGUCGUCACCCACACCGCCGCCGUUCCCGCGGGACGUUUCCGAGACCCCGGAAGUUCGGCGGGUUUCCGCGGAAGCGUUCGCGGCGUUCCUGGCCACGGAAGGACGGCGAUCGGUUCCUCCGCCGGACUGGGGGGGGCGUCUGGGAAAGGAGGAGGGGGUGCGGAUGGGAGAGGCGGAAGCCAAGGGGGAAGGAAUGGCAAGGGCUCUGGGGGCAGCGAGGGAGAUGAUGUCCUGCUACGGGGGUCUCGAGGGGGAGCUCCGGGUUGUGGAGGGCCUAGAAACGGCGAGGCAGCGAAUGCUCCUGAGAAUGCGAAGUCUGUUCCGAGACGUGGCCGAAUCCCAACCCGGGAGUGGCAAAGUUGCAGCUUCACCGCGGACCACCGAGGCAAGACCGGAGCCACAACAACAACAACAACAACGACAACAGCAACAACAACAGCAGCAACGACAACAGCAACCCUCCGCCACGAGCACGUCUCCCGCCGGAACAGCCAACGCUGCUGCGAUGUCCGGGCGGGCGGGGGCAGCAGCAGCCACCGCGACCCAACCAACGACGAAGACGACGAGCCGCUGCCAACGCCCGAGCAGAAAAAAAUGCACGCCGCGUGCCGAGGUGUCCCCGUUCUGCCUGUGCCUGGUGGCCUGCAGGCCGCCGGGAGAACUUUCCCGCUCACUCGCGAAGGUCACCAGGGCCCGCGAGGUGCUGGACGCGCUCGAUGAGGGCCGCGAGCACGCCGGUCGGUGGUGUCGGUGGGCUUCCUCCGCGCUAGUGGCGGCGGAAUCGGCGGCGCCCCCCCGAAGCGGCGCCGAUUCCGGCGCAGCAGCAGGCAGUAGAGGUGCACCCAGGUUGCCCGAAGACACGUCGUCUUUGAUAGCAGCGGCGGCAACGAUUUCUGAACCACCAGAGGACAACCAAACGACGGGAGAUUUGCGCGAUGCUAUGCUGCGACAAACGUGGUGCUUGCAGGAGGGGCUGGAGAGGCGCGUAAGGGCUGCCCUCCCCCCCGCCGCCGGCACGCAUGCCGCAGGCAGCACCGUGCCGCCAUGGCUAUCGGCGGCGACAGCGAUGUUAGAGCAGACGAGACGGGAUGGCUCCGCCCCGACGAGGACGGGCAGGUCCUUCGAUUUUGACGCGAAGUUCUUCUUGGCUUGA